AUGGCCACUGCUUUUUUCUUAGUCUAUGAACUCUUCAUCUUCAUGUCUUUCACCAUUUUCAUCUCCUUACCCUGCUUAACCAUCGACACCACUAUUACAAAUCCCAAACACGCCAAAUUUGGAUUUGCCGUAGAUCUCAUCCACCGUGACUCUCCCCUUUCUCCACUCUAUAAUCCCGAAACCACUUUUUGGGACAAAGCUGAGAAGUUAUAUGAAACCUCAAUUGCACGCUAUGCCUAUUUAACUUCCAAAAGAAGUAGUGAUCAAUACCGAACUGAUGUUAUCCCUAGUGGAUUUACAUACCUUGCAAAACUCAAUAUUGGCGCACCACCGGUUGAUGUCUUCGCACUUGUUGAUACCGGUAGCGAAGUCUUAUGGAUCCAAUGCGACCCCUGCGAACAUUGCCAACCACAGACUGUACCAAUCUAUGAUCGUACCAAAUCAACAACCUAUAAAAACUUAACAUACAGCUCUGGGUGUUGCGAUAGCCAUAAUAAUGUGUGUAGUUACCAACUCAAAUAUGUUGAUGGGAGUUAUAGCAAUGGCUUUCUUGCUACCGAGUUCAUAUCAUUCGCAAAUUCUAACAAUGGUAUCAAAACCACUCUCAGGAAUGUAGCCUUUGGUUGUGGUGUUAACAACAAUCUUUCAGCUAAGGGUCAAGUGGGUGGAGUACUAGGCCUUGUUGCAGAUGAAUUGUCACUGGUUUCUCAGCUACGUUCCAUUACAAAACCAAAAUUCUCUUAUUGCUUGGGCAAUGCAAGUGAUCCAUCUUCUAAAGGUAAUUUGAUUAUUGGUGAAGAUGCACAUAUAAGUGGCUUCACAACUCCUUUCACAUUCUAUAGCUUAUACCAAGUUUAUGUUGAAGACAUUAAAGUGGGGUCACAAAGUCUUAAUCUUCCUCCAGGGGCACUGGGCCCACCUGGGAAUGUGAUCUUAGAUAGUGGUGCAGUUUACACAUUUCUACCACCAAAAGUACAUGAUAAGCUAGCAGAUGUUAUAUCUCAGGAACUCAAAAGAUUCAAUGUCAGACCAAUUCCACCUAAAAUUUUAGGGUGGAUUUGCUACAGAGGAAGAAUUGGGAGAGAUUUAAAUGGAUUUCCAACUAUGACAAUAAGUUUUAAAGGACAUGCAAAGCUGGUUUUGGAGAGAUGGAGUAUUUUCAUUCAAGAAGGAAAUUCAACAUUUUGCUUAGCUUUUGCUCAUACUAGUGGUCCCAAUAAGCCAUGUGUUAUUGGUAGCAAUGCUCAACAGUUUUACAAUUUUGGGUUUGAUCUUGUUGCAAAAGAAUUGUCUAUUAUCCGUUCUGUUUGUAUUUACUAA
This is a messenger RNA of Telopea speciosissima, 1320 nucleotides long. RefSeq names its product aspartic proteinase CDR1-like. Gene Ontology annotation, biological process: proteolysis. Bases 1 to 1320 code for a protein of 439 amino acids. The record is from RefSeq and is a predicted model, not a curated record. Gene Ontology annotation, cellular component: extracellular region. NCBI's taxonomy places the organism in Eukaryota, Viridiplantae, Streptophyta, Magnoliopsida, Proteales, Proteaceae. Gene Ontology annotation, molecular function: aspartic-type endopeptidase activity. The transcript has a single exon.